Sphaerodactylus townsendi is the source of this 8437-nucleotide messenger RNA. It is a transcript of the gene PBRM1, whose product is annotated as polybromo 1. The transcript has 32 exons. The record is from RefSeq and is a predicted model, not a curated record. Gene Ontology annotation, molecular function: chromatin binding; protein binding. Bases 113 to 5233 code for a protein of 1706 amino acids. Gene Ontology annotation, cellular component: RSC-type complex. Gene Ontology annotation, biological process: chromatin remodeling. Lineage: Eukaryota; Metazoa; Chordata; Lepidosauria; Squamata; Sphaerodactylidae.
GCGGCGGCGGCGGCGGCAGGGCUGGCUGGUUUUGGCUGUACUAAUACUACUGCUGAAUUGGUGCAUUAAGGAUUUGCCUUUACCACAUUUCUUUACUUGCCUAACAGACAUUAUGAGGAGACUGGCUUUUCGUGGUGCUGGUUGUACUCUGAAGAAGUUGGAUUCCAUGGGUUCCAAGCGGCGAAGGGCUACCUCUCCUUCCAGCAGUAUCAGUGGAGGAGAUUUUGAUGAUGGUCACCAUUCCACAAACACACCAGGCCCAAGCAGAAAGAGGAGAAGGCUUUCCAACCUCCCAACAGUUGACCCUAUUGCUGUGUGUCAUGAAUUAUACAAUACAAUCAGAGAUUACAAAGAUGAACAAGGGAGGCUUCUAUGUGAACUAUUCAUUAGAGCUCCCAAACGAAGAAAUCAGCCAGAUUACUAUGAAGUGGUUUCUCAGCCUAUUGAUUUAAUGAAAAUCCAACAAAAGCUAAAAAUGGAGGAAUAUGAUGAUGUGAACGUGCUAACUGCUGACAUCCAGCUGCUAUUUAACAAUGCGAAAGCCUAUUAUAAGCCAGAUUCUCCUGAAUAUAAGGCUGCCUGCAAACUGUGGGAUUUAUAUAUACGCACAAAAAAUGAAUUUGUUCAAAAGGGAGAUGCUGAGGAGGAAGAGGAAGAGGAAGAUGGCCAUGACAAUCAAGGGACAAUUUCUGAAAUAUCCUCUCCGGGUUAUUUAAAAGAGAUUCUUGAACAGCUUCUUGAUGCUGUAGUUGUAGCCACAAAUCCAUCAGGCCGCCUCAUUAGUGAGCUUUUUCAGAAGCUUCCCUCUAAAGUGCAAUAUCCUGACUAUUAUGCAAUAAUUAAAGAGCCCAUAGAUUUGAAGACUGUUGCCCAGAGAAUACAGAAUGGAAGUUAUAAAAGCAUUCAUGCAAUGGCCAAGGACAUAGAUCUGCUAGUUAAGAAUGCCAAAACCUACAAUGAGCCUGGGUCUCAAGUAUUCAAGGAUGCAAACGCAAUAAAAAAAAUAUUUAAUAUGAAAAAAGCCGAAAUCGAGCAUUCGGAAUUGACCAAAUCAAGUCUCCGAGCAAGGACUGCAAAUUUGGCUGCUUCCAAGCUGACAGGUCCUUCCUCACAGGGUAAAGGCAAUGUAGUCAAUGAAAGAAAUUCUGCUAAUAAAUAUUACCGUAACAAAAGAGCUGUCCAAGGAGAUCGCUUAUCAGCAAUAACUAUGGCGCUGCAAUAUGGAUCUGAAAGUGAUGAAGAUGCUGUUCUGGCUGCUGCUGCUCGUUAUGAAGAAGGGGAAUCUGAGGCCGAAAGCAUUACAUCCUUUAUGGAUACUGCCAGUCCUCUCUAUCAGCUUUACGAUACAGUUAGAAACUGCCGGAACAACCAGGGUCAGCUCAUAUCGGAACCUUUUUUCCAUUUGCCCUCCAAGAAAAAAUAUCCUGAUUAUUACCAGCAAAUCAAAAUGCCUAUUUCAUUGCAGCAGAUCAGGACAAAACUGAAGAACCAUGAAUAUGAAACACUUGACCAUUUGGAAUGUGAUCUCAACUUGAUGUUUGAAAAUGCCAAACGCUACAAUGUUCCAAAUUCGGCCAUUUAUAAAAGAGUGUUAAAAAUGCAGCAGGUUAUGCAGGCAAAGAAGAAGGAGCUAGCUAGAAGAGAUGAGAUUGAGGACGGGGACAGCAUGAUCUCUUCUGCCACAUCUGAUGCUGGAAGUUCAAAAAGAAAAAGCAAAAAAAACAUAAAGAAGCAGCGAAUGAAAAUUUUAUACAAUGUUGUUCUUGAGGCACGUGAGCCAGGCACUGGCCGAAGGCUGUGUGAGCUGUUUAUGGUGAAACCUUCAAAAAAAGACUAUCCAGAUUAUUACAAAAUCAUCUUGGAACCAAUGGAUUUAAAGAUUAUAGAGCAUAACAUCCGCAGUGACAAGUACUCCGGGGAAGAGGGAAUGAUAGAAGAUAUGAGACUAAUGUUUCGAAAUGCAAGGCAUUAUAAUGAAGAAGGCUCACAGGUAUACAAUGAUGCCCAUAUCCUGGAGAAGAUUCUUAAAGAAAAAAGAAAAGAGUUGGGACCUCUGAUUGAAGACGAGGAGGUUGCUUCCCCAAAACUGAAAUUAAGUAGAAAAACUGGUAUAUCUCCUAAAAAAUCAAAAUACAUGACUCCCAUGCAACAGAAACUUAAUGAGGUAUAUGAAGCAGUGAAGAACUAUACAGAUAAGAGAGGUAGAAGGCUCAGUGCCAUUUUUCUGAGACUUCCGUCUCGGUCAGAGCUUCCUGACUAUUACCUGACCAUUAAAAAGCCAGUUGAUAUGGAGAAGAUCAGAAGUCAUAUGAUGGCCAAUAAGUACCAGGACAUUGAUGCCAUGGUUGAAGAUUUUGUAAUGAUGUUCAAUAACGCCUGCACUUACAAUGAACCAGAAUCCUUGAUUUACAAAGAUGCCCUGGUUCUGCAUAAAGUUUUGCUUGAGACCAGAAGGGACAUAGAAGGCGAUGAAGAUUCCCAUGUCCCCAAUGUGACAUUAUUGAUCCAGGAACUUAUACAUAAUCUUUUCGUCUCUGUCAUGAGUCAUCAAGAUGAUGAGGGCAGGUGCUAUAGUGACUCCCUAGCUGAAAUUCCUGCUGUUGAUCCUAGUUUCCCUAGUAAAGCACCCCUGACUUUUGAUAUAAUACGGAAAAAUGUUGAAAAUAACCGGUACAGAAGAUUGGACCUCUUCCAAGAACAUAUGUUUGAAGUGCUGGAGCGAGCAAGGAGGAUGAAUCGGACUGAUUCUGAGAUUUACGAGGAUGCAGUAGAACUACAGAUGUUCUUUAUCAAAAUCCGUGAUGAACUCUGCAAGAAUGGGGAGAUCCUGUUAUCACCAGCCCUCAGCUACACCACUAAACAUCUUCAUAAUGAUGUGGAAAAAGAGAAGAAGGAAAAACUCCCAAAAGAAAUGGAGGAAGACAAACUGAAAAGGGAAGAGGAGAAGAGAGAAGCUGAAAAGAGUGAAGAUUCUUCAGGAGGAUCCACACUGUCUAGUUUACACAGGACCUACAGCCAAGACUGCAGCUUUAAGAACAGCAUGUAUCAUGUUGGAGAUUAUGUAUAUGUGGAACCUGCGGAAGCCAAUUUGCAACCUCAUAUAGUCUGUAUUGAACGGUUGUGGGAAGAUUCAGCUGGAGAAAAAUGGUUAUAUGGCUGUUGGUUUUACCGACCAAAUGAAACAUUCCAUCUCGCUACCCGGAAGUUUUUGGAGAAGGAAGUUUUCAAGAGUGACUACUACAACAAAAUUCCCGUGAAUAAAAUUCUAGGCAAAUGUGUGGUCAUGUUUGUUAAGGAGUAUUUUAAGCUGUGUCCAGAAACUUUCAGGGAUGAAGAUGUCUACGUUUGUGAAUCACGUUAUUCUGCAAAGACGAAAUCUUUUAAGAAAAUAAAAUUAUGGACUAUGCCAAUAAGUUCUGUACGGUUUGUCCCUCGAGAUGUGCCCUUGCCUGUGGUUCGGGUUGCAUCCGUCUUUGCUAACACAGACAAAGUUGAUGAAGAAAAACAUACUGAAACGUUAGAGGAAAACAAAGUGGGAGACCAUGUCCUUAGCCUUGAAAAGGAUAAAGAAGAUGUUCCAGUAGAAAUGCCUAAUGGAGAACCUGGCUGUCAUUAUUAUGAACAACUUUGUUACAAUGAUAUGUGGCUGAAAGUUGGGGAUUGUGUAUUCAUAAAAUCACAUGGCUUAGUUCGACCGAGAGUUGGCCGAAUAGAAAAAAUGUGGGUGAGAGAUGGAGCUGCAUAUUUCUUUGGGCCAAUCUUUAUACAUCCGGAAGAAACUGAACAUGAGCCAACUAAAAUGUUUUAUAAGAAGGAAGUUUUUUUGAGUAAUCUAGAAGAGAGUUGUCCCAUGACUUGCAUUUUGGGAAAGUGUGCUGUGUUGUCUUUCAAAGACUUCCUAUCCUGCAGGCCAACUGAGAUUAAUGAAAAUGAUGUUCUUCUCUGUGAAAGCCGCUAUAAUGAAAGUGACAAACAGAUGAAGAAAUUUAAGGGACUGAAAAGAUUUUCUCUCUCAGCAAAAGUAGUAGAUGAUGAAAUUUACUACUUCAGGAAGCCCAUAGUUCCUCAGAAGGAGCCAUCUCCACUGCUUGAAAAGAAAAUUCAGCAGCUAGAAGCAAAAUUUGCUGAACUGGAAAGAGGUGAUGAAGAAAUGGAAGAGAUUGGAGAAGAGGAAAAUGAAGUUGCAGAAGCUCCAACUAUUCCUCAGCUUCAGACUCCAUUGUCGAAUGAACUAGACAUAAUGCCAUAUACACCACCACAGUCCACUCCCAAGUCUGCCAAGGGUAGUGUAAAGAAGGAGGGAUCAAAAAGGAAGAUCAACAUGAGCGGUUACAUCCUAUUUAGCAGCGAAAUGAGAGCAGUUAUCAAAGCUCAACACCCAGACUAUUCUUUUGGAGAGCUCAGUCGUCUUGUUGGAACAGAGUGGCGAAACUUGGAAGCAUCCAAGAAAGCAGAAUAUGAAGAGCGGGCAGCUAAAGUUGCUGAGCAGCAGGAGCGAGAGCGAGCAGCACAGCAACAGCAGCAGAAUUCUUCCCCCCGGGCAGGGACUCCUGUGGGGGCACUUAUGGGGGUGGUGCCGCCACCAACACCAAUGGGGAUGCUCAAUCCGCAGUUGACACCUGUUCCAGGCAUGAUAGGUGGCUAUCCACCAGUGCUACCACCUUUACAAGGCCCAGUUGAUGGCAUUGUUAGCAUGGGCAGCAUGCAGCCACUUCACCCUGGGGUGCUCCCACCCCACCAACUUCCACCAGGCAUGCCAGGCAUCCCACCUCCGGGUGUUAUAGGCCAAAAUGUUUCUUCCAUGGUAGGAGCCCCAGCCCCAGGAAGUCCAUUUGGACAGCAGAUGGGUAUCCUUGGCCCUCCAGGCCAACAGGCACCGCCACCAUAUCCUGGUCAGAAUCCCACAUCUCAGCAGGUCAUUCAGCAGCCUACCACUCCUAUGUUUGUAUCCCCGCCACCAAAGACACAGCGACUUCUUCACUCUGAGGCUUAUCUAAAAUACAUUGAAGGUCUAAGUGCUGAUUCAAAUAGCAUUAGUAAGUGGGACCAGACCCUUUCAGCACGAAGGCGUGACGUCCAUCUCUCAAAAGAGCAAGAAAGCCGUCUUCCUACACACUGGUUGAAGAGCAAAGGGGCCCAUACAACAAUGGCGGAUGCACUGUGGCGCCUUCGAGACUUGAUGUUGAGAGAUACUCUUAAUAUCCGUCAAGCAUACAACAUAGAAAAUGUUUAACUUUUUGAUACCAACAUAUAAAGAGUUUGUGGAACAAUAGCAGUUUUAGUUAUUGGUGGGGGUGGGCAAACUGUUUUUAUUGCAUCUUACUGUACAUUGCAAGAUUUUUUUAUAUAAGGACACUUUUAAUAAGUAUAUUUCACUUUUUGUUAUAUUACGUUGACUUUUCUUAAAAAUACAGACUUGUGCAUAUGGUUCUUUCUCUCGGAAGAUGAUCUCAUAUUUGGUUAUAAAUGCAAAACAAGGUUUCAUCCCUUUCUUUACUCUGAAAUUUCUGAUGCCAUUGUUUUUUUAAAAAAAACAACGGAAGUGUGUUUACAGUUUUGUUCAGAAAAAUGUGAAAUCGCUCCUGGUUUACAUCUUAGCAGAAUGAGCACCCAUGUGCUUGUGUUGUAGUUGCUUCUGGCAGAGACAUCACAUGAACUAAAUUUACUUGCUCUAAAUAAAACUGUUGGGCUGUGGAGAGGAUGGGAAUCAAGUUCAUAAAUGUAAAUCCUUAAUUGUGUAGCUGUUCUGAAGGGCCCAGGAGCAUGAUAUAAAAGGAGAGAGAAAAUGUCAAAGGGGUAUCUUUGGAUACACUAUCUUCUGUUGGUACUGUAAGUUCCAGUUGUUUUUGUAAAAAUGUUUAUAUUGGGAGUAGAUCCAUCAACAAAAAUAUGAAUGUUUGCAUGUGCUGCUAGCAGACAUUGACAUAGGGAGACAGCAUAUCUGUACUGCACUUCUCUAGUCUGAGAUUUCCAUUCAUCACCAAAGGCGCUCCUUUAGGAAGGAUUUAGAGGAAAUGUACAGAUGUUUCGAUUUUGUUGUCUUAAGAUGUUUCAGAUUCUGGCAGGAGAUGCGAUCUCCUUUAAUCUCCAAAUCAGUAACAGAACAUGCAUAUAUUAAAAAUUAGAUUCUCAAAGGUGCAAGGCUUUAGCUGCCAGUAUGUAGAAUUUGACAUUUUCUAUCGCCAGAAGCAGAACUGGACAUUUCAUUCUUUUGUACUGUUUUAAGUCAAUAUUGCAAGUCUGAUGCAGAUUUUUAACUCUGAAUUUGAAAGGUAAGUAACAAGGUAUUUGGAAAGGACUCUUGCAUUUUGAAAUAGUUGUUCUGUUAAUGAUUUGGUAUAUAGUGUGCUAAAAGUUCUUUUAUACACUGAAAAAAAACCCAUUGUAAUCCAGUUGUCAAUUUUAACAUGCACAAUUCAACUGGAUUGCAAUGCUUAUGACAACAAAGUGUAUAAUAAGGUUUAUAAAUGGAUGAAUCUAUAUAUCUCUAUAUAUAGAAUCAAGUGCUUAAUUUUAAAAAUAAAACUUCCAAGUAAAUUCCUUGGGAACACAGUCUUAGGGCAUUUGUAUUGUAGUAUUUGUCUUUAAUGCUGGUUUGCAAUCUGGAGACUGUUUAUAGGCAUGUCUGAAGGCCUUUGACCUUUUUAAUUUUCUUCUGUUAACAGAUGCCGCCACCCCACCCACCCACAUGGAAGUUAAUUGUACAAGUUGUCCAGUGACUUACCUAGGUGCACUAUGGGAUUUCCUAGUUUCAUGGCCUUUAGCUGUUAGUUUACAAAAUUAAUAUUAGGGUAGUUAAUACAGCAUUAAGUUAUGACAAAUAUUGGAAAGGCUCAUCAGUACAGUUCAGUUUAUAAAUGACAUAGAUUUGAAGAAGUUUCUGCUAACCAAGAUAAACCUGGGAUAAUGAGAUUCACAUGGUAUUGUGGUGGUGUGAUCCUUAUUUUGAUUACAGGGUAAUUCGGUAAAUAUUUGUUACCAUAUUUGGUUUUGGAGAAUGAAUGGUUUGCCAGUAAAAGUAACCUUCAUUGGACCAACUGUUAGUGUACUUAGUGAAAGUUAUAUUUCCUUACCUAUUUUAAUGCAAACCUAGAAAAUGUAAAUUGCAUGUAAACUUAAUUGACAGUUUAUGGUCUCUUUCAAUGGUACUGAACAAUGAUGUAUUAUGUCAACGGCAAGUAACAUCUUUAACAUGCAAGCCCAAAAUUUUCAAGUUUUCAAAUGAGGUACUAAAUGUAAAAUAUAAAUUAACAUUAUAGGGAGGAAAUGUUUUUGUCCAUAAAUUCUACAGCUGAGCAGUCUGUGUAUACAUUUGUGGCCCCUUGAUAAUAUUUUAAAACAUGAUAGCUACCCAAAAGUGUUGCUAUACCAAGGUCUGUGCAGGCACCCAGAGGUUUUCCUUAGUUUUGUACUAUCUUCCAGCACCAAACCAGUUCACACUGGGAGAUCCUCAAGUGAGUGCAUGAGUGCUUUUCUGGAUCGUGGCCAGUAUAUUUGACAUUACCUCAGACAUUGCAGUUGUCAACAAGGAAGGCAGCAAGAAAAAAGGAAGCAAGUUUGAGUUCUUUUUAGUACUUAGAACCAUCAUACCUUUACUAAUACAAUCAUUUUGUAAGCAUUGCAAAAAUUACACCAAAGAACCUGAAAUUUAUUUAUUUAUUAUUUAUUUUUAGAAAUACUUCUUUUAAAAACAGGAAGACACCUUUUUGGAAGCUAUACAUGUCAGAAGGAUCAGUGUUGAAUAAUCUGCAGCCUUGUCUUUCCAGGCUUUCAAGCUAAGGGCAGCUUUUUACCACUCCUAGUGGACCAGGAGUAAACAAUUAGAACUGUAAAUGAGGCAUUAGCCUUUUCUUUAUGGCGGUGCAGAGCACUGCUGCUAGACCAUUAGGCUGGCCCUAAUUAUUUUAAUUUAUUCCAAAAUCAUGUAUCUGUGUACUGGAAGCAUGUCAGUGACACAGGGUUUAAGAUGUGGUGGCUACAAUCCAGUAUUGCACAACCAGCUAACAGAACUCUAUCCUAAUUAUAAAUUGUUCAAGAAAACAAAUUCUGUCUUCUUUGUGGCCAUUUGAACCCACUUGUUGUUUUCCACAGCCACACACUGUAUUAGAACAAAAGGACUUUGACGAUGGAAAUAAAAGUAUGGGAAGUGGUUAGUUUGUGUGAGUGGAAAAUAUAUAUUUCAUUAAACCAAUUGGAAAUGCUCAUCUCCUACUCCUUAUUCCCUGCUCUUUUCUUGAAGAGCAGUUUGUUUGUGUAAUAAUUGAUAUUCAUAACUUUUCAGCAUAUGUGCUUUUGGACCUGGUUAAUCCAUGCCUCAUUUUUACUCCUGGUUGUAUACUCCAUUGAGUAAAGUGGUAACUAGUCAAUGUGCAUGUACUAUCAGUUUGUUUUUCUGAGGCCUUUAAUUUAAAUAAAAAUAGUUUGCAGUUUGGAUUAA